Molecule: messenger RNA, 6048 nt
Organism: Toxotes jaculatrix (banded archerfish)
Lineage: Eukaryota; Metazoa; Chordata; Actinopteri; Toxotidae
Gene: pcdh12
Product: protocadherin 12
Exons: 5
Coding region: 453-3983 (1176 amino acids)
Biological process (GO): homophilic cell-cell adhesion
Cellular component (GO): plasma membrane
Molecular function (GO): calcium ion binding
Source: RefSeq, a predicted model, not a curated record
UAGAGGAGGAUGAACUUAGAGGCUGGACGCCAGCAGCUGUAUGAGUGAGUAACAGCGACAGGCAGAGAGAGGCUGGUAGUGUAUGAAGAGAGACAGGAUGAUAUCUUAAUUAUAGGUUUCUAUAACUGUCUCCAGACCAAAUUGGAGGGUUUUUUUUCUAGGUAUUUGCUUUACAAACAGCUUUCCUCACAAGUUUGGUUGUGGUUGUUUGUUUUGUAAGAAGAAAUUGUAGAUUAUUUGGAAGAAAAACUGGAUUUGGUCAUCCUUUUACCUGAUUCUUCCAACAAAAACAUCUUUUAUUUUUCAUUUCUAUUUCAAACGAAUACAGUUUUAAAGUUAUUUAAAAUUUUAAAGUAAACAAAAAUUGUCUUUUUCUGUAUAGUACAAAGCAGUGAUUUUUAGAAAUGUCCGCUUAGGCAGCAGACAGGAGACCAUUUUAACUGCACAUCAUUAUGUUGCUGGCUCUGCUUCUGGUUCUGAGUCUUUGCUCUGUGGCCUGCUCCUCUGAGCCGUCAUCAAUAACUGUCCAGUACCGGGUUUGGGAGGAGCAGCCGGUGGGAACCCAGGUCGGCCGGCUGGUGGACGACCUCCGGCAGAGGGACGAAGGUGGUCCCCUGGAGGAUUUCCAGGUAGUGGAACAUGGAAAAGCCCUUCCUUUCUCUGUCAGCGCUCGAGACGGGGUCAUCUCCACCCAAGGCCGACUGGACAGGGAGGAGCUGUGCCGGGGGUCGGACCUGUGUGAGGUGGCCUUCAGCGUCCUCUACAGGAAAAGCGGUGCUGUGAACUGCCUGAGGGUUCGUGUGGAGGUGAUGGACCUGAACGACCACAGUCCCAGUUUCCCCAGUCCACUGCAGGAAGUGGAGAUCUCAGAGACGGCCAGCCUCAGAAUGCGAAUCCCUCUGGACCGGGCUGUGGAUCCUGAUGCAGGGCCCAACAGUCUCCAGACCUAUUCUCUGUCCGUUAACCAACAUUUCGCUCUGGAUGUGACUGUUGGUCCAGAUGGGACUAAACAAGCAGAGCUGGUGGUUAUUAAAGAACUGGAUCGGGAGGUUCAGGCCUCCUUCAACCUCACUCUUGUGGCUUGGGAUAAAGGGAACCCCCCCAGAUCUGGGAGCACAUUAGUCCGUGUUAAUAUUCAGGACUCAAAUGAUAACAGCCCGACAUUUGAGGACAGCAGUCCCACUGUGGAGCUACCUGAGGAUACAGCCCGUGGGACAACCAUCAUAAACCUCAAGGCCACUGACCCAGACCAGGGUGCCAAUGGGGAGGUGGUGUACUCACUCAGUAAACACACACGUGCAGAGGUUCAGAGACUCUUCUAUGUGGAUCCACAAAGUGGAGCAGUGAGUCUCAGAGCACCCUUGGACUAUGAAGCCCACACCUCUUAUGAAGUGAUUGUUCAGGCCCGUGAUCGUGGGCCCAAUGCUAUCCCCUCACACUGCAAACUACAUGUCAAGCUUAGAGAUGUUAAUGAUAACGCACCAAGGAUACACAUGACCUGGACUCCACCCAACUCACCCGUGGCAACUGUGCUAGAAGGAGCACUGGACGACACUUUUCUUGCUCUGGUCAUGGUCUCUGAUGCAGAUUCAGGAGAAAAUGGAAGAGUGAGAGCACAUAUUCAGCAAGGAUCUGGCCCUUUCCGCCUUAAACGGAUCCCCGGUAACAAUUACAUGAUUGUAACCAAUGGCAGCCUGGAUCGAGAAAAGGUUAUGCAGUAUAACAUCACGCUCGUUGCCCAGGAUUAUGGAGAUCCUCCACUGUCUUGUAUUAAACAUCUGCCUGUCCAUGUUCUGGAUGAGAACGACAAUGCCCCAGUGUUCUCCUCCUCCCUCUAUAAGGCUUCCUUCAAGGAGAACAAUGUUGCUGGCUAUCAUGCUCUCAAAGUUGAAGCCCAAGAUAUUGACCUGGACCUCAGUGGAAGAGUGUCCUACUACAUACACAACUCCAAUGAGAUGGAAAGUAAAACACAUACUUUUUCCAUCCAUCCAACCAGUGGUGUCAUAAGCAUCCAGCGCCCACUGGACUAUGAGGAAUCCCAUACCUACUCCUUCACGGUUGAGGCCAUCGACCAUGGUUAUCCGCCUCUCACCAGCACCACCACUGUGCAAGUUGACAUUGAGGAUGAGAAUGACAACUACCCAGUCAUCAUGGAGCCAAAACCCAGAAAGGGUGUGGCCUCUUUAAGUGUACCUGUCAAUGCAGACAAAGGGGAGAUAGUGACAGAGCUGGGGAAUGACAUGGAGGAGGUAUCGACUGCUUUUCCAAUUAGUCAGCCAGUCAGAGAGGGGAUUGUUGGAUUCCUUGCAUCCACCAUAAAGGCAGAAGAUCCAGACUCAGGGCUCAAUGGAGAACUUCAGUACCUCAUUACUGAUGGAAACCCCUACGGACUCUUUUGGUUGGAUCAUGUGACAGGCCAGUUGUUUGUUAACACCACAAAUGCCACUGAGCUCAUCGGGAAAACCUUUAAGGUGGACGUAACUGUAUCAGACAUGGGCACUCCCAGCCUGUCCACCAAGGUGACUCUGGAGGUGACUUUCAUCAACCUCAAGGACCAUCUGAAGAACUCGUCACCUGGUAACCGUGGACAGCUAAGCUUCACCAUGAUGAUGGCGAUCUGCCUGGGUGCUACAUGUUUGCUACUACUGUUGGCCAUUGCUUUGGUGACAACGUUCUGCCGCCCUGAGAAACGAGACAACCGGGCUUACAACUGCAGACAGGCCGAAUCAACCUACACCCGCCAUCCCCGGCGUCCACAGAAGAACAUCAGAAAGUCCGACAUUCAGCUAAUUCCCGUUAUCCGGGGGCGAAAGGAGGAGCCUCCUGAGGAUGACAGUGAAGCCCAGCCACUAGCUCCGCCUCCAGCAAUGUCAGACGAUCAACAAACUGAGCGACAGUACACAUUGACCCCAUCAGUCAUGAACACAGGUUUCCACUCCCAAGGCUACUCAGAAGUGGAUGCCACUCACUCUGUCAACCAUCACUGCAGAACCCUUCGGAAACCUGGAAACAUUGAACUUGAUGGCACUUUGCCUCUGACGCCCGCCACAUCUUACCGGACUCUUCGGAAGGCCAGGAACCCUUCCUCAUCCUCCUCAGUCUCACAUUCAAGCACCUUAAAGCGCCAAGCUCACCCUGAAGGAGCGGAGACAGAGUCGGCCUGUUCAGAGUCCCAGGCGACUCUCAGGAGGCCGAAGACCUCAGAGGGACGAGGGGGGCAUGACGCAGAACACCGGCAGAUGCUUCGAAACCUGGUUCGACUGUCCAUGGCUGCGUUUGGAGACUCCAUCGAGCUUUCCUCAGCUUCUCCAGAGGUGCAGCAGAUCUCCCAGCUCCUCUCCCUCCUCCGGCAGGGUCAGCUGCAGCCAAGGCCAAACUUCCGGGGGAACAAAUAUUCUCAUCGCAGAUAUGGAGGCCAGGACUGUUCUGACUGGCAGAGCACGAAAGACAGUGGACACGGUGAAAGUGAGGCUGGAGAUGUGGACUGGGAACCAGGAAGAGACUCACCCAUAGACCCACAGCUGGAGGAGGGGCUCAGCAACCUUCUCAACAACCCUGAUGACGUCUUCUCAGAGGCCAAUGAUCCGGCCUGGGUAGCUAGACUCUCUCUCCCGCUCACCGGCGAUUACCAUGACAAUGUUUUUGUCCCCAGUGGGCCUCCGUCCACUGAAACUGAGCUUCUUCCCCGGGAUGGCCUGGACUCCUCAUCGUUCUCUACCUUUGGUAAAACCCCAGAGAAGGACAGCCCGCUGGGCGGGGCCCUCCUGUCUGAGGUCAGCACGCUGUUUGAGAUGCUGAUGACGCAGAAGGCUGAUGCCCAUCCGGGCCCUCGACCUGACGUCCUGUACCGACUCUCUGCGGCGUAUCGGCGCUCGCUGGGCCUGGAUGGCACUGCCACUCCCGCUGCAGGCAACGCACCGAGAAGCUCUGGGAACACUGAGAAGAGGUCGGGCCUGGUGGCACCAUCGGGACUGUGUCAAUAAAUGGAACAUCCGUUCACUGAACACUGGAAAAGACUGAGAGCCGACUGAUGCAGCUCUGAACAGGAAGUUACAGAAACUGUGUUACAGGUUUCUGUGACUGACUGAAGUAUAAUGGGAUUUUUGAGGCAUUAACUGAUCAAAUACCUUCGUGAUUUAAAUGAUUGCAACUGUAAAUAAUGCCAUGAUAAAUCUGUAAACAUACAGGAUGUGUCACUUCCAACACCUAAUGUGGUCCAAAGGUGCGUUCGGAGUGUGUGCGGAUUCGGAACCCAGAAGUCAGUGACUCCAAAGGAGGACUCAGACAAAGAUCCGGUGGAAUAAAAAGACAUUUAUAUGCUUUGUUCUUUGAGCAGAGGCUGGUGAGAGGCAGCAAAUCAAAACAAAACAAGGUCAACAGGAAUCACAGGCAGGUGACCACAGUGUGACUGCUAAAGCUACAGAGCACAACAAUACUGAGCGACUAAUGAGGGAAUGAGGAGCAGGUGCACAAGUGGGUGUGGAGGUCAGGUGACUGGAAGUGCCUGGAGCAGAGUGAGGGCAGCUACUGGACAGGUGGAGAAUGACAGGAGAGGUUAGUGACAGCCAGGCGUAGGUAAUGGACAGAACAUGUGACUUUAUCAGGAAGUGAUGGGAAGUCAGAGGUGAAUUAAUCUCAGUAUAGGCUCUGCCAUUCACUGCAGACCGCAGAAGACAGAGGCCCAAUGUUUUCUUGAGAGAUGAGAGAGUUCCGUCUUCAUACAAAUGUCCGUUGAUGCAUGAGAGAGACAGAUAUCUCUCAUUUUCUCCCCGUCACUUCACAAAACGGAGUAAAAAUUUAUCAUAAAGCAGCAAAAGAUGGCUUCUCAGUGCACCAGCGCGACUUUAAUUAGAGAUGUGAUGCACAGACACACGCUGGUCAAGGAAAGAGAUAAGCAGCUAAGUAUGUAAAUUGCACUCACAGAGAGCAGGAUCCUGCUGUUUGUGUUUGUGUGAACAAAUUUUAGCGUUUCCCCAGUUUUCAGCCUUUAACAUCCUUUGUAUGGUUUGUCACAGCCUCAAAUUUUCACUCUGCGUUUAGUGAGAAGCUUUAAAGUCCUGCCGGGGUCUGCAGACCGGUUAUUGGGAGAAUUUUGCUUUGGUCCAAUGAAUGAGAGAGAUGGACAGACUGACUGAUGAGAGGCACCAUCCUUACACCAAUUUAUGAACACAGAUGUGUUGAAAAUCACAGAUCCUGUUAAAGUGGUGCUAAAGCAACGGUUGCAUUUUUACCAUCAGAAACUCAUUAAGCGUCAGGCACUUCAGUUCUGGUUUAAUUAACAGUAAAUGAAAGGAAUCAAUCACAGUGGCAGAAAAGAGACAGAGGAGUCUGUGGAGUGAAAGUGGAUUUUUACAGACAAAGAUUUUAAAGAAAAAGAAAACAGGAAAUUAAAGGAGGAACAAGGCGGGAACUUUAAUAACAAAAAGAACUGAGUUUAAAUGGUGAGUGUGGAAGCUGAAAAUCUUUCUUGUCUCCUUGUAACAGAUUCUCUCUCACCUGAAAGCACAGAAGCUUCAUCUCCAUGUUUCCUAAUAACUCGUUCACGUAGAACAGGAACAGGGCUGACCCCUUUUUAGAUGGAUGAAGUUUGUCUGUCAGGAUGUUAUAAAUCGCUGUUGUUCUGAUUUUGGCGAGCAGAAAGUGAGUCAACAACCAGAAGGAAAUGUUGCUUUGUCUUUAUGUUUUUCCUCAACUCAAAGCAGCAACAAUGAGCUGAAUGAAGGGAAGAGAAGGAGAAGUGUUUGUUGUCAGUAGAACAGCUCUUUAAAGAUAACUGUGUAGGUGGGUUUUCAGGGUGAUUUUUAAAUAUUAACUGUUCAAUCGCUGAUCACAAUAUCUGUCAAUUUGUCUCUUAAAUUAUUGGUUUAACUUUUAUCCAAACUUUGUCCAUUUGUGGCUUUUAUUUACUGUGUUUUGCAAACCAGACGAACAGCACUUUGUAAAUAGUCUUUUGUAAAACGUUUGAAACAUUUUGUACUAAGGAAACUUUUGUUUUGUUUCUUUGAAAGAGUUUUGUAACUUUUUCAAUAAAAUCUGUAUCAUGUUGAA